AUGAAAGCUAUCCAAGUAACGAAAUAUGUCUCCGGACCUCAAGACCUUUUUGUCACUACCCUGCCCACUCCCGCGCCCCAUCCCACGAAAUAUCUGAUCAAGAUCCGCGCCUGCGGCACGAAUUUCUUUGACCUCCUCCAGAUUCAAGGCAAAUACCAGCACCAGCCACCCCUACCAUGGAUCGCGGGAAUGGAGUUCGCCGGUGUGGUGGUCGCAACACCCACCACCCGCGAAGGGUCCAAGAGCGCUUUUAAGGUGGGCGACCGAGUGUUUGGCGCCACGCACGGAGCAUAUGCUUCUCAUAUAUUGGCGGAUGAGGGAGUUUUAUUUCCUGUGCCACAGGGCUGGAGCUUUGCGGAUGCUGCUGGUCUCUAUGUGACUACUCCCACGGCUUACGGUGCGUUGGUCACGCGAGCAAAGACUCAGCCGGGCGAGUGGGUACUUGUCCACGCAGGCGCUGGCGGCGUUGGCCUGUCCGCGGUCCAGGUCGCAAAGGCUAUGGGAGCCACUGUUAUUGCCACGGCCGGUUCGGAGCGAAAGAGACAAGUUUGUUUAGACUACGGGGCGGACUAUGUUGUGGACUAUCGGGACAAGAACUGGCCGCAAAGAGUCAUCGGGCUAUGCGAACAGCAUAGGUCAGGAAACGGCAAGCAGGGCGUCGACGUCGUCUAUGAUCCUGUCGGUAUGAUUGAUCCAUCAAUGAAAUGUAUUGCAUGGAAUGGUCGGUUGCUUGUUAUCGGCUUCGCAGGCGGCACCAUUGAAAAGGUCGCCCUGAACAGAGUUCUCCUGAAAAAUAUCAGCCUUGUUGGGUUGCAUUGGGGCAUGUAUGCUACGAAAGAGAAGGAGACUGUUCCACAAGUAUGGAAAGGCAUUUUCGACCUGAUCAAUUCAGGCAAGUUGAAGGGCAUCACUUAUACGGACAAGCAUUACAAAGGACUGGAACAGGUUCCGGCAGCCUUAAUCGCUCUGGGUGCUCGAGAUACAUGGGGAAAGGUGGUUGUGGAGCUGGGCGAGAAUGAGGGCGAAGAAGGUAGAAGUAAGUUGUAA
Molecule: messenger RNA, 1047 nt
Organism: Cladophialophora yegresii CBS 114405
Lineage: Eukaryota; Fungi; Ascomycota; Eurotiomycetes; Chaetothyriales; Herpotrichiellaceae
Product: NADPH2:quinone reductase
Exons: 3
Coding region: 1-1047 (348 amino acids)
Cellular component (GO): mitochondrion
Molecular function (GO): zinc ion binding; oxidoreductase activity
Source: RefSeq, a predicted model, not a curated record